UAAGAAACAACGCUACCCAAGUUGUUGGUAGUUGACAGCGCUUGAACUUGAUAACGACUUAAGUCUGUGCGAUUAGUCCUCAGCUGAGAGGAUCAGGAUGAAGACAUUGAUGUGUUUAUGUUUUUUCAUCAGUUUAACCCACGCUAAUAACGUAAGGAAGGUAGCCAUGCCGACAGAAUUGAGGAAUGUUAUGGCCGACGUAACUUCCUUGGACUCUUUCCUGCGAGCUAUGAAUGCUGAAAAGUUGAGAGCCGUCAUAAAUGCAAUAGGGGUCCCUAGCGGAGGCACUAAAGGUCUGCGACAUAAGCCCAAGGGUUCUGGUGAUCUUCAUUCACCUAAGAAACCUGAGAUUCCGAGCCAACUGGCAAGAGUUCUCCAGGAUUCUAAUCUUCCCUAUGUCAUUUUGGAUGAUGCCCGUUGUGCUCCGCGUCCUGAGGUUAUAGAAGUACCUCAGCCUAAAUAUGAAAAUGCUUUCUAUUUUCCUUUCUUUGUGACCUUACACCGUUGUGGCGGCUCCUGCGGCGCCAGGCCGUUUGAAACAAGUUGCCAACUGCAAGAAAAAGAAGACUUCAACCUUCUUGUGAGCAAGACUUCUUGGUCUUCAUCAUCAGACAGACUGGACGAGACCUCAAAUGAAAUUACCCCAGUCCGCAUGACGAAUCACUCGAGUUGUUCGUGUCAAUGUAAAGUUAAACCUUCUGAUUGUGAUAAUCGAACCCAACGCUACUCUAAAGAAAACUGCAGGUGCGAUUGCGUAAGGGGUUUUAUGCCUUGUCCACGCAACCACCGCUGGGAUCCCAUAAAAUGCCAGUGCAUAUGUAGUCCAAGUAAUGCAGUUAGAGCCGAGUGCACAAAACGUGUCGAGUUUGAUAUGGAAUCGUGCCGGUGCACGUGCAGUAAGAAACGUUGCAAAAAUCGUGCAAAGGUGCGUGAUCCUAAGACCUGUAGGUGCAAGUGUCCCAGGUGCCCGUUCGGGUUGAAGGAGGAUCCACAGUCAUGUGCCUGUACACGAGCUUAUAGAAGACGUCGACAACACUAAACCGAGUUGAGAAAGUCACGGGAAGACUUAAAGCAAAGUGCGAUACGACACAAACGAGAACGAGGAGAAAAAAUAGCAGAACAAUGGCUCGGGCAAGCUGCCUUCACUUGUUGCUAGAGAGGAGAUCUGACGUCAUUAGAGAUCUUUAAUUCAAUGAGCUAACCUUGAAACUAUUUAAGGGACGUAAACUUAUUCUUUUGAUCAACGCCCUCUCGACGUCGCUGUCGUCAAUGCUUUAAAUCCCUAUAAGUUUUUUAUCGUGACUCUUCAUAAACAUUUUGUAUCAUGAGUGGAAACGAAAAAAGAGGGAAAUCAGAUCUAUUCCACUCAGUCCUACCACGGCCAUUUUAUAAUCAACAGCCACAGGAUCAUAAUUUACCCUCAGUAACUGGAAACUGAAUGACGGUGACCGUUUGAUACCGAACACUGAACGGCUUUGAGUAAUUUUCAGGCAAAUUGCAUGAUCUUACUUUGAUUUCUUAUUGGUUCGUUGUGAUAUUUUCCUUAAUUUUGAUUUGCUGUCGUGAUUACGACAUCUAAAUUAGAUUAAGACGCUCUCUAAAUCUUCUAUGACCUUUUAUUAUUGUAUCUUAUAUAUUUAUAGGAAUAUAUUUGUAGUUAUCAUAUGUAAUUAGUAGUUUUUAUUGUAGGACAGCAUUGUUAGUUAACAUUAGAACCUCUUUGCUGAAUGGGCUACCCUGAAUAAAUAAAGUUUAUCAUCUUAAAUCACAUCAUAUCACGUCAAUCAAAGUUCACUCUAUAAUGAAUCGCUACUGACUAACGUUGAAAAAUGCAAUUUUGUAAGUACGUCUUUGUUUUAUAUGGAUGUAGACCUCUUAAUUAUAGUUAUUCGACCAGUAAUGCUUGUAUAACCUUGAAAAUAUCAAUCAGAGUCAAAAUAUCUAAGAUAAAGUAGAUAAGCAAAUCAAGUUAUCAAAGGGAGAAUAUGAGUGGAGAUAAACUGAGGUUAAAGAUACAUAUGAGACUGACUAUACUGUGCAACUCUGAAAACCGCGAUCAUCAAAAUAUUUGUUGAAUGUUAUUGUGUUCCAGGGAAACAUUAAGUAUAAACUAAACGGUUCAGUGGUUUGUGGUUUGAAGUUUUCUCACGUGUUCUUAUCUUUGUUGCGAUGUGCCAGAACAAUUUUUAACCUGCUGAAAUGAAAUCAAAGUGUUUACAGUU
Messenger RNA from Pocillopora damicornis (cauliflower coral), 2222 nucleotides. RefSeq lists its product as uncharacterized. The record is from RefSeq and is a predicted model, not a curated record. NCBI's taxonomy places the organism in Eukaryota, Metazoa, Cnidaria, Anthozoa, Scleractinia, Pocilloporidae. Gene Ontology annotation, cellular component: membrane. Gene Ontology annotation, molecular function: growth factor activity; growth factor receptor binding. Gene Ontology annotation, biological process: positive regulation of protein autophosphorylation; positive regulation of cell population proliferation.